AUGUUUUUAUUUGGAAAGCAAAAGACACCAAAAGAGGUGCUCAGAGAGAAUCAAAGAGCUCUUAAUAAAUCAAUGAGAGAACUCGAUAGAGAAAGAGUAAACUUACAGAAUCAAGAGAAAAAGAUUAUUAUAGAUAUAAAGAAGAUGGCUAAACAAGGUCAAAUGAAUUCAGCAAAGAUCAUGGCUAAAGAUUUAGUACGAACAAGAUUCCAUAUUCAAAAGUUUUAUGAAAUGAAGACACAAUUACAAGCUGUUAGUUUAAGAAUUCAAACAUUGCAAUCAACACAAUCGAUGGCAGAAGCAAUGAAGGGUGUAACUAAAGCAAUGAUGGUUAUGAAUAAACAGAUGAAUAUACCACAGUUUACAAAGAUUAUGAUGGAGUUUGAACAACAGUCUGACAAGAUGGACAUGAAGGAGGAGAUGAUGAACGAUACAAUGGACGAUGUUAUGCAGCAAGACGGUGAAGAAGAGCAAUCACAAGAGAUUUUGAAUCAAGUGCUGGAUGAAAUCGGUAUAGAACUCGGUUCACAACUUGUAGACGCACCAACAUCAACAGCUACCUCAGUUGCCUCGAAACAUCAAGUCAAUGGUUAA
Heterostelium album PN500 is the source of this 594-nucleotide messenger RNA. RefSeq names its product Snf7 family protein (gene vps2B). Gene Ontology annotation, cellular component: ESCRT III complex; multivesicular body. Lineage: Eukaryota; Evosea; Eumycetozoa; Acytosteliales; Acytosteliaceae. The coding region runs from base 1 to 594 and encodes 197 amino acids. The record is from RefSeq and is a predicted model, not a curated record. The transcript is spliced from 4 exons. Gene Ontology annotation, biological process: late endosome to vacuole transport; endosome transport via multivesicular body sorting pathway; protein transport.